AUGGAAUCGUUUCGCUUCUACAGUCAUUGUCAAAAGGCAAUGCGCGAUCUGACAGCAGAAUCGGCUGGUUUUAUUUGGUUUCAGUUGUUCAAAGAUGUUUUGAUGUAUAUGUCAGGCGAUGAUGCCUCAAAACAGGAGAUGAUACAGAAGUGUCGAGAAUAUUAUUCCAACAAUACGAAACAGCAAAAACUAAUCGAAGAAUUUGAGAGGACCUACCGUUCCAAUGAUGCUAUUCGAUGGUAUACAAAACAGUCUUUUGUUUAUAAACUGAUAAACAAGGCUUUGCGGACAGAAGACGUUGAACAGAUGUACAUUUUUCGGUUUUUUAUCUCUGAUCUAUCAGAAAAUCUUGCGCAUGAAUUUCAAAAAACAUUCAAAAAAACUGAUAUAAUCGUGCGUGUUUACCGCGGUACACGAAUAUCCAUAAGUGAAUCGCAAAAGAUAAAAGAUGCGGUUGGUACACUUAUUUCAGUAAAUGGAUUCAUGUCUACAAGUCGUUCACGACAAGUAGCCUUAAUGUUUGCCGGUAUUUCCCCUGUGAAUCGAGAAAAACAAAGUUUACUCUUCGAGAUAGAAUGCGAUCUAAGUCGUUUGAAAGAUUCAGUUGUAUUUGCUGAUAUUGCUGAAUUCAGUGCUAUUCCUGAUGAGAAUGAGAUUUUAUUCGACAUUGGUGCAACGUUUAAAAUUAUAUCCGUCAGUCAGAACACCGAUAUUUGGAUAGUGAAAUUGCAAGGAACUGAUGAAGAAGCAACUAUAGCUCAAGACUACGUGAAUUUGAAUCGGAAAGAUAUGGAAGAAGCUAAUGUGUCUGUGUUAUUUGGAUGCCUCCUGACACAAAUGGGCGAAUACGAAAAAGCACAAAAUUAUUUUAACCGUUUAUUAAAGGAUCCAAACGAUGCACCCGUUGCACUGCUAUACAGAAAUCUCGGCGAUAUUUAUUAUCUGAAAGGAGCGUAUGCAAAACCUGGCUGUUCCGAACCGAAUGAGCAUUACCAACAGGCAUUAGAACAUUAUUUAAAAGCCUUGGAUAUUGGAAAAGAAACCCUGGCACUCUCCCAUCCUGAUAUCGGCGGGAUCCUAAUGGGAAUCGGACUAGUCUACUGCCAAUUGGGCGAUUAUGAACGUUCGUUUGAGUAUCAGAUGAAGUCUUUAGGCAUACGAGAGAAAUGUUUUCCAGGUGACCACUUGCACAAAGCGGAUAACUUUCUAUGCAUUGGCGGUCUUUUUAAUGCAAAAAGGGAAUAUGACUGUGCUUUAGAGUUUCAUUUUAAAUCCCUCAAUAUGAAACGGAGACUGUUACCAGCCAACCACGAUUCGAUUUCUCGCAGUUUAAUUUGCAUAGCCUCAGCCUACGACAGCAAAGGAGAUUUAGAAUCUGAUCGAUCGAAUUCUAACUCAAAUUAUUUACUUGCGUAUGAAUAUUAUGAAAAAACUCUGGAUAUUCGUCAGAAAGUUUUACCAGCAUGGCAUCCGAUCAUACAGCUCACAAUAAAUCGUAUUAAACGUUUAAAGAAAAAACUGCAAUCUACCCGAAGAAAAAAAAAUCGUGAAACUCAUGACGUUAUCGGCCGACGAAUUUCACAAAUGGUGCAACGUAUGGAAAUUGACAAUACAAGCUAUCAAAAGCGAACUGAUAUACUUCGAUCCACACCCAAGGAAGAAAUAUAA
This is a messenger RNA of Didymodactylos carnosus, 1668 nucleotides long. Lineage: Eukaryota; Metazoa; Rotifera; Eurotatoria; Philodinida; Philodinidae. The record is from the annotation of a GenBank genome assembly.